Suricata suricatta (meerkat) is the source of this 1283-nucleotide messenger RNA. RefSeq names its product pleckstrin homology domain containing J1 (gene PLEKHJ1). The record is from RefSeq and is a predicted model, not a curated record. Lineage: Eukaryota; Metazoa; Chordata; Mammalia; Carnivora; Herpestidae. Bases 335 to 784 code for a protein of 149 amino acids. Gene Ontology annotation, biological process: receptor recycling; retrograde transport, endosome to Golgi; endosome organization. The transcript has 6 exons. Gene Ontology annotation, cellular component: recycling endosome; early endosome; trans-Golgi network.
UUUGCGCGGGGUCAGGUAUCGCGGGACGCCGGACUGCGACUCGCCCCGUUCCGCCUGCGUCUAUCCGCUUCGGUAAAGGGCGCUACUGGUCGUGAGAGUACCUUAGUCUGUUCCCACUCCGGAUUCAACUUAUUGCGUAGUCAUAUAUCACGAUCGUCUGUUUCAUUUACUGUCUCCGCGCUCGCGAUAGACGGGAUGGGCGGUUCGGAGGCGCGCAAGCGCAGUGGCUGCGGCAGCGCUUCCGGGACGGCGCUAUGGGACUUUUUUGGCGCGAGUGCGGCCGGCGGCCGGGAGGGCGCGGCCCGUGCUCCGUGUUUUGGGUCCCGGCGGCGCCAUGCGCUACAACGAGAAGGAGCUGCAGGCGCUGUCCCGGCAGCCGGCCGAGCUGGCGGCCGAGCUUGGCAUGCGGGGCCCCAAGAAAGGCAGCGUGCUGAAGCGGCGACUGGUGAAGCUGGUGGUCAACUUCCUUUUCUACUUCCGGACGGACGAGGCCGAGCCCGUCGGAGCCCUGCUGUUGGAGCACUGCAGAGUGACCCAGGAAGAGCCCAGCGGCUUCUCCAUCAGCUUCAUCGAGGAUCCGGAGAGGAAGUACCACUUUGAGUGCUGCAGCGAGGAGCAGUGUCAGGAGUGGAUGGGGGCUCUGCGGCGCGCCAGCUACGAGUUCAUGCGGAGAAGCCUUAUUUUCUACAGGAACGAGAUCCGGAAGAUGACUGGCAAGGACCCCCUGGAGCAGUUCGGCAUCUCCGAGGAGGCCAGGUUCCAGCUGGGUGGCGUGAAGGCCUGAGGGCGGGGUGGACUCUCCAGCUUUCCCGCCGGGUUGGAACACGCGCGCCCGUCCUCACCGGCCCCGGGCUUCCUGGGACUUCAGAAACCCAGCAUUGGUGGAGGUGGGUGGGGGCAGGUUGGAGAAACCACCCAGUAACCAACCACCCCCAUCCUGGUGCCUCCCCCCCCCCCCCCCCGGGACUGGUCUGGCACCUAUUGGUGCCACAUGCUGCUACCGGGGGACAAGUGCCCCCUCCCAGAAGCUGUGCCCAGCCCUUGGAUGCAUCCAUCCGGGGCCUGGCGGCACCUGAGGCUGGUGCAGCCCUCCUGCCCUGUGCAGGCUGAAUGUACGAAGUUAGAUGAUGCUGUGAAGGGCGCGGGGCCCGUGCCUCCUGGAGCCACUGUGAAUUCUACGCCUGCUGACGGGGCCCUGGCUGGGCACCCGCCGGCAGGAGGCUGGAGGCGCUCGGGCCGAUGCGCUUGUUUUGUUCUAAUAAAGGUACCUCUUUUCCAUGUGG